This is a messenger RNA of Leptosia nina, 327 nucleotides long. The record is from the annotation of a GenBank genome assembly. NCBI's taxonomy places the organism in Eukaryota, Metazoa, Arthropoda, Insecta, Lepidoptera, Pieridae.
AUGCAGGAGGCGGAAGAUGCUUGUAGUGCUAUGAACGGUUUCGAAAUGCUAGGCGCGACAUUAAAAGUAGAGUUAUCGAGAAAACGUGAUGGGCCCCGCAGAGGUUUCCGCGGCGGCGGUGGCGGCGGCCGCGGAAACUUCGGCGGGCGAGGCGGACGCUCAUUCGGAGGCUCCGGCGGUGGCAGCAGACCCUACAACAACAGCUACGGUGGUGGUGGCGGCGGCGGCGGUGGCCGCUCCUUCAACCGUAAUGGGUAUGGUUCGGGCAACAGGGACAAUGGCAGAUCUAGGUCGCCGCUCGGACUUAGAGAUUAUGUUUAUCUUUAA